Molecule: messenger RNA, 662 nt
Organism: Colletotrichum phormii
Lineage: Eukaryota; Fungi; Ascomycota; Sordariomycetes; Glomerellales; Glomerellaceae
Exons: 2
Coding region: 17-298 (93 amino acids)
Source: RefSeq, a predicted model, not a curated record
CCAGAGAGCUACAGACAUGUUUCUGAAUCUCCCCUCAGUCUCACUUUUUUCUCCCCAGAUUUCAAUAAUCGCAUGCCAACGACCCCCAUCCAGAGAGCCGUCACUCGCAAGUUGCAAGGCCAAGCACCCCGUCAGCACCCCGUCAGCACCCCGGGAACCAAUCGGACGAUGGCCGUCCGACCUUACUCCCCCACUCCGUCAUCAGCGCCGCAUGCCAGAAACCCGCUUCCGCACCCUUGUCCCACCAUCCCGAAACUCAACCUCUAGAACGAACUGCACCUCAUACUCACUUACCUAGCCCAGCGCGAUACUUUUUUGUUGAAAUCUAAACACCAAGCUCCCAAAAGUUCACGAUGUCUCAACAACAGCAGCCCAAAUACCUCACCGGCGACUCUGCCGCCACUCAAGAAUUCCUCGACAAAUUUGACGUCUUUCUCAUCGACUGUGAUGGUAAAUCUCAUCGUCCUCAUUCCGGAUGAGCAAACGCUUCUUCCUUCUGCAGAGCACCAACUGACAAGUCCUGUCCCCCUCUGCAAACAGGCGUCCUCUGGUCCGGAGACCACCUAUUCGACGGCAUCCGCGAGACGCUCGCCUUCCUUCGCUCAAGAGGUUGCUCACCCUGAACCCCCCAUUUUUCAUGAACUUUCUGCAAAAAUCGCAUC